UGCAAUCGCCAAACACAACUAUCAAAUUCUGACGCUCUGGCUUUGACACUGUACAAACUUUCUUUCAAAAAUAAUCCCAAAAUGAGCGACUUUUUCUUUGAAGAAGAGGAAGAUUAUGGAGAGUACGACUUGGAAUACUCUGAGGAAAGUACCUCUGAACCGGAUGUCGAUCUCGAAAACCAGUAUUAUCUUGCAAAGGCCUUGAAGGAGGAAAACUUGGAAAACUCUAUAGCCGCUUUUCAAAAAGUUUUGGACCUUCAGGGCGACCUGAAAGGUGAAUGGGGGUUCAAAUCGCUAAAACAACUGGUGAAAAUUCAUUUUCAAAUGAAAAAUUAUUCCGAGACCAUGAAAAAAUAUCAGGAGUUACUUGGUUAUAUCAACAACGCGGUGACAAAAAAUCAUGGCGAAAAGUCCAUAAACUCUAUCCUGGAUUACACGUCCACAUCCAAAGACAUGGAGAUGCUGCAAAACUUUUACGAAACUACCUUGGCUGCACUGAAGAAUGCAAAGAACGACAGGUUGUGGUUCAAGACGAACACCAAAUUGGGAAAGGUUUAUUUGGAGAGAGAAGAAUUCAACAAAGUGGCCAACGUUAUCAGACAACUGAAACAAACGUGCAACACCGGCAGUCAUGAAACUGAUCCGCACAAAGGUACGCAAUUGUUGGAGGUGUACGCCUUGGAGAUCCAGUUACACACAGAGCAGAAGAACCACAAGCUGCUGAAGGAGCUGUACGAAAGAAGCCUCAAAGUACGCUCAGCGAUCCCUCACCCGUUGAUAAUGAGCGUUAUAAGGGAGUGUGGAGGGAAGAUGCACCUCAGAUCGGGCGAUUAUGAAAAGGCUUACACCGAUUUUUUCGAAGCGUUCAAAAACUACGACGAAGCGGGGAAUCCGAGAAGGAUCAACUGUUUAAAGUACCUGAUCUUGACCAGCAUGUUGUUGCAGUCCGCUAUCAAUCCAUUUGAUUCGCAAGAAGCAAAACCCUACAAGAACGACGAGGAGAUCAAGGCGAUGACAGAUCUCAUUUCCGCAUUUCAAAAUAACAACAUGAAGGAUUUCGAACGAAUAUUCCAGGAAAACAAAGAAUCUCUGAUGGCAGAUCACUUUGUUCAUGAGCACAUUGCGGCGUUAUUGAAGCACGUGAGGACUAAAGUUUUGUUGAUUUUGGUACAACCAUACAAAAACGUCCGAUUGAGUUUCAUCAGUAAAGAACUGGGGAUAUCCCUGGAAGAUGUUGAGUCUCUAUUGGUAUCCUGCAUUCUUGACGGGCAGAUAGAAGGCAGAAUAGAUCAGGUCAAUAAAGUCAUGAUAACCAAAAAAACUUCAUGCGAUGACAAGUAUGUUGCGAUGGAUGGACUGAUGGAACAAAUUAAGAAGUUAUCAUUAACUAUUGGCGUUUAAAAUGACUAUGUUCUGUGACUAUAUUUUUCUAAAUAUAAUGUUUCAAUAAAGUUGAAUUGAAUAAAGGAAGAAUCCACAUUGUUAACA
This is a messenger RNA of Acanthoscelides obtectus, 1488 nucleotides long. NCBI's taxonomy places the organism in Eukaryota, Metazoa, Arthropoda, Insecta, Coleoptera, Chrysomelidae. The record is from the annotation of a GenBank genome assembly.